AUAUUCUCUUUCUGCUUGAAGAAAAAAACAAAAGUUCCCAUUUUCAUUUCAAGUUUCCAACUGAAGCAGCUAACAACUUCCUCUCCUUCUCUAUAUUUAUACCACAGCCCUCGUAAAUUCUUCAUCAGCUAAACCCAUUUGCUACAGCUUUUCAGAAUUAGUGCAGUAUAUUAACAUCUUCCACUUUAUGCCAGCAAUUUUGCUGGCUACGACCGUUAAACAUUAUGAACCCCCAGAGUACAAGGAAUCCUAGUAAUGCUUUGGAGGGUGUGCAUGGGAUCCAUGUUGUGCCUCACUCCCCAUUUGCUUUGGAAGAGAUGACUCAACAUGGGAACUUCUCCCCAUCAACCUGUGGAAGUCUAACUAAUACAGAGGAGCAGCGGUUAUUACUUCAGAGAAUGUGGCAACAAAGACCAGGAUGUUUGAGGCCCAUCAAGUGCUGUGUUACUGGUGAUAAACAUCUUGCAGAAACAGUAGCAAAUGUGGUUACAUCAAUUCCUUUUAUUGCUCUAGGACUCCAGGCUCCAAGGAAGAACCUGAAUACUAAGUUGUAUGCUAACUCAUUGGUUGGUGUUGGAGUUGCCUCGAGUUUGUAUCAUUCUUCAAGAGGAAAAAUCAGGAAGUACUUGAGAUGGUUUGAUUAUACGAUGAUAGCUGCCGCAACAAUAUGUUUAUCAAGAGCCCUUAGAAAUGAGAACCCUAAGUUGCUGAUGGCAGCAUCUGCAGCAUUAUUGCCUAUCCAGCCUUUAAUGGUGUCUGCUGUUCACACAGGGAUGAUGGAGGUGGCAUUUGCAAAAAGAGCAUUAAAAGAUCCAGACUUAAGGAUGGCACAUAAUCUGCAUAAGAUGUCAUCUUUGUUAGGAGGAGUUCUUUUCAUUGCAGAUGAUUUCUUUCCUAGUACUCCUUUCAUUCAUGCUGGUUGGCAUCUCGCCGCAGCUGUUGGAGUUGGCACCUGUAACAAGCUUCUUGAGUAGCAACCAUACAUCUCAGGUCAGUUUUGUACAGUUCAAUUAUCCACAUAGCUUCAGCUUCAACUCAAAAACCAGGAUCACUUCAAUGUGUCCAAACCCACAUUGGGUUGCCUAAUCAAUUCUGUAUUCUUCCCUGCAUUAGGGAAAAAGGGGGGGGAGGGAAUUUAGCAUUACC
Manihot esculenta (cassava) is the source of this 1146-nucleotide messenger RNA. RefSeq lists its product as uncharacterized. The record is from RefSeq and is a predicted model, not a curated record. Lineage: Eukaryota; Viridiplantae; Streptophyta; Magnoliopsida; Malpighiales; Euphorbiaceae. Bases 225 to 974 code for a protein of 249 amino acids. The transcript has 7 exons.